Molecule: messenger RNA, 2072 nt
Organism: Phacochoerus africanus (Common warthog)
Lineage: Eukaryota; Metazoa; Chordata; Mammalia; Artiodactyla; Suidae
Product: zinc finger protein 883-like
Exons: 2
Coding region: 1440-2072 (210 amino acids)
Source: RefSeq, a predicted model, not a curated record
UGAAUCAUAGGCUUUUCUUUUAAGGCUCUCCUUUAGUUGUUUUUUUGUAAUGUUUUACCCUGAUACUGUCAUAGGCCAAGUUACUCUGGGUCAGUGUUGGACACACUUACGCUAUCUUUCAUUAAGUCUUGCAUUAUUCAGGUUUUGAGUAGCCGCACAAUGGCAGGUGCAGGGAGAACCCUGGUUGUUUUACAGACUAGACAUGGUGAGAUGUUCUUAGAGGAGAGGAGGCCUGGGCCUGGUGAGUGGCAACUGGGGGAGGAACAUAACAUCACAGCUGUAUUCACAUCAUACCAGGAGCCUGCCCUGUAGUGUCCUUGGUGCAGUUGCCACUGGCCACACCUCAUUUCUGCCUUCUCAUACUUGACACUUAGCAGAAUCGUCAUUUCAUCUGUCAGUUCUGGCUCCUGUCUGCCUUUACCUUUGUGGCCUCUCUUGGUCACUUCUGCACUGCUCCCUCUGCAAUGUUCUCCCUCUGCACAUGUAUCAUGAGUUGUACACAUAUCCUUAAAUAGUCCUUGAACACCAGCUACUCAGUUCCAGUUGAAUUUUACCGUGGUAUGACACAACCAGCCUUGCCUACAGCUGAAGAUGGUUGGUGGAGGAACAAGUUGGAGACCUUGCCUCAACUCCACAUGAUAUGUAUCCCAUUCUCAUGUCCUUUGUCUGGUGAGGUCCCCCCUAUUCUACGAUCUUCAAAGGCCUGCCCACUGAUGCCAAGCAGCUGCUUCCUCAGUCUGCCACCAAAUCCCCUGUUUUUAGAAAAAACCUCUGACUCAUUCUUUGUUGUGUCUGACACACCUUUGUAAUGAGGAUUCCCUCUCUUACCUCCUACCAAAGUCAACAUGCAUUUCUUUAGCGUUUCUCUGCUUUCAAGUUGUUGGCAUGGAACAGAAGAUGAGGAGGCCUCUUCUGAGCAGAGUACAUCUGUAGAAGGAGAGUCACAGGUCAGGGCUUCUAAGGCAGGUCCAUCCACCCAGAAGACCCACCCCUGUGAAAUGUAUGUUUCAGUCUUAAAUGAUAUUUUGCACCAAACUGAACACCAAACAAUACACUUUUUGCACAAACAACACUUGGGUGGCACGUGUAUGAGAUGCUUCUGUUUCUGUGCAAAUCUUCAAUGGCAACAGGCAUGACAGUGGAGAGAAGCCCGGGAAAAGACAAUGUGGACAAGGCCUCAUUUGUGAGAAGCUGCAGCUUCCUUGUGUCAGAGAAGCUUUUCACCUGUAGGGAAUUUGGGGAUAACUUUCCAGCCACCUUGGGCCUUCUCCAGCAACAGGUCAUUCCCAACAGUGAGGAGCCACAGAGUGGCAGUGAAAGUGGGCAGGCCUUUCACAGUGAAAAAAGUCCUCACAAUAAGUGGGAUAAAUGUGAAAAAGUUGCCAGCCACAACCACACACUUAUUCAAGACCAAAGGGUCUGCUCUGAAGAAGCACUUUAUGAAUUUAACAAAUGGCAAUGGCAACUACAGACUCGUUCAGCACCAGAAAAUUCACCCUGGACAAAGGCCAUAUGAGUAUGGUGAAUGUGGGAAAUUCUUGAGCCAAAUUUCUGGCCUUGUUAAACACCAGAAAAUUCACAGUGGUACGAAGUCUAACAAAUGCCCAGAAUGUGGAAAAAUAUUUACCCACAUCUUUAGUCUUAAAAAACACUGGAGAGUUCACAGAGGAAAAGGAACUUAUGAAUGCAAUGAAUGUGGGAAAGCCUUUAACCACAAAUCCAAACUCAUUCACCACCAGAGACAAUACACUGGAGGAAUGCAUUAUAAGCGUGAUGAAGAUGAAAAGUCCUUUAGCUACAAAUCCAACCUCAUUGAACACCAGAGAGUUCACACUAAAGAAAGACCUUAUGAAUGCAGUGAAUGUGGGAAGUCCUUUAUACACAGUUCUAGCCUUGUCCGACACCAGAGAGUUCACACUGAAAAAAAGCCUUAUGAGUGCAGUGAAUGUGGGAAACCAAAAGUCAGAUCUCCUCAAUCUGUAAAUUGUCGGAACUACAUUGCCCAGGAUGUUCCGAAUCGAGCAGCAGCGCUACCCAAUGAGAGCUUAGGAAGAGGAGGCUACGUGACGUGA